Molecule: messenger RNA, 3211 nt
Organism: Manis javanica (Malayan pangolin)
Lineage: Eukaryota; Metazoa; Chordata; Mammalia; Pholidota; Manidae
Gene: NEFM
Product: neurofilament medium chain
Biological process (GO): neurofilament bundle assembly
Cellular component (GO): postsynaptic intermediate filament cytoskeleton; axon; intermediate filament
Molecular function (GO): structural constituent of cytoskeleton
Source: RefSeq, a predicted model, not a curated record
GGCCCGCAGUCCCCGCCUCCUCGGCCGCCGCCUCCGUGGGGCGGGGCCCUGGCCCGGGACCAGCCGCCGCGGCUAUAAAUGGGCUGCGGCGAGGCCAGCUGAACGCUGUGACAGCCACACGCCCCGAGGCCUCCAAGAUGAGCUACACGCUGGACUCGCUGGGCAACCCGUCCGCCUACCGGCGGGUCACCGAGACCCGCUCGAGCUUCAGCCGCGUUAGCGGUUCCCCGUCCAGCGGCUUCCGCUCUCAGUCGUGGUCCCGAGGCUCGCCCAGCACGGUGUCCUCCUCCUACAAGCGCAGCGCGCUCGGCCCGCGCCUCACCUACAGCUCGGCCAUGCUCAGCUCCGCCGAGAGCAGCCUCGACUUCAGCCAGUCCUCGUCCCUGCUCAACGGCGGCGCCGGGCCGGGCGGCGACUACAAGCUGUCCCGCUCCAACGAGAAGGAGCAGCUGCAGGGACUGAACGACCGUUUCGCGGGCUACAUCGAGAAGGUGCACUACCUGGAGCAGCAGAACAAGGAGAUCGAGACUGAGAUCCAGGCGCUACGGCAGAAGCAGGCCUCACACGCCCAGUUGGGAGACGCGUACGACCAGGAGAUCCGCGAGCUGCGCGCCACACUCGAGAUGGUGAAUCACGAGAAGGCUCAGGUGCAGCUGGACUCGGAUCACCUGGACGAAGACAUCCACCGGCUCAAGGAGCGCUUUGAGGAGGAGGCACGGCUACGCGACGACACCGAGACGGCCAUCCGCGCGCUGCGCAAAGACAUCGAGGAGGCGUCGCUGGUCAGGGUGGAGCUGGACAAGAAGGUGCAGUCGCUGCAGGAUGAAGUGGCCUUCCUGCGGAGCAAUCACGAAGAGGAGGUGGCCGACCUGCUGGCCCAGAUCCAGGCGUCGCACAUCACCGUGGAACGCAAAGACUACCUGAAGACCGACAUCUCAUCGGCGCUGAAGGAGAUCCGCUCCCAGCUCGAGUGCCACUCCGAUCAGAAUAUGCACCAGGCCGAAGAGUGGUUUAAGUGCCGCUACGCCAAGCUCACCGAAGCGGCCGAGCAGAACAAGGAGGCCAUCCGCUCCGCCAAGGAAGAGAUCGCCGAGUACCGGCGCCAGCUGCAGUCCAAGAGCAUCGAGCUCGAGUCAGUGCGUGGCACCAAGGAGUCCCUGGAGCGACAGCUCAGCGACAUCGAGGAGCGCCAUAACCACGACCUGAGCAGCUACCAGGACACCAUCCAACAGUUGGAAAACGAGCUUCGGGGCACCAAGUGGGAAAUGGCUCGCCAUUUGCGAGAAUACCAGGAUCUUCUCAACGUCAAGAUGGCUCUGGAUAUCGAAAUCGCUGCCUACAGAAAACUCCUGGAGGGUGAAGAGACCAGAUUUAGCACAUUUGCAGGAAGCAUCACCGGGCCGCUGUAUACACACCGACCGCCCUCAGUCACAAUAUCCAGUAAGAUCCAGAAAGCCAAGGUGGAGGCCCCCAAGCUAAAGGUCCAACACAAGUUUGUCGAGGAGAUCAUAGAGGAAACCAAGGUGGAAGAUGAGAAAUCAGAAAUGGAAGUCGCCCUGACAGCCAUUGCAGAGGAACUGGCCGUUUCCAUGAAAGAAGAGAAGGAAGAGGUGGCAGUAAAGGAAGAAAAGCGAGAGGCUGGAGAAGUCGUAGCUCCCAAAAAGUCUCCAGUGAAAGCUACGGCGCCAGAACUGAAAGGAGAAGAAGAAGGAGCCAAGGAGGAGGAGGAGGAGGAGGAGGAGGAGGAGGAAGACGAGGGAGUGAAAUCAGACCAGGCUGAAGAAGGGGGGUCUGAGAAGGAAGGUUCCAGUGAGAAGGAGGAAGAAGGCGGCGAAACAGAGGCCGAGGGUGAAGGAGAGGAAGCCGAAGCCAAGGAGGGAAAGAAAGCCGAGGGACAGGGUGAGGAAGUGGCUCCCAAGGAGGAGCUGGUGGCAGAGGCCAGGGGGGAGAAGCCGGAGAAAGCCAAGUCCCCCCUGCCUAAGUCGCCAGUGGAAGAGGUGAAACCCAAAGUGGAGGCCGGGCCUCCGAAAGGGGAGCCAAGGAAGGAAGAGGAGAAAGUGGAGGCAGAAAAGAAAGCAGCAGCAAAGGAAUCACCCAAGGAGGAGAAGAUGGAGAAGAAGGAGGAGAAGCCCAAAGAGCUUCCCGAGAAGAAGAAGGCUGAGUCCCCAGGGAAGGAGGAAGCCGUGGAGGAGGUGGUGGCCGUCGCCAAAUCAGUAAAGGUGAGCGUGGCGCAAGAGGUCAAAGAGGAGGAGAAGCGACAGCAGCCAGGGAAGGAGAAAGAGAAGGAAACGGAGAAGGGGAAGGCGGGAGAGGGGGCCAGGGAGGAGGGCGGUGACCGAGUCUCCAAGGGAUCCACGAAGGAAGACACUGCGGUAAAUGGGGAGGUGGAAGGAAAGGAGGAGGCACAGGACACUAAGGAGAAAGGCAGCGGGGGAGAAGAGGAGAAAGGGGUUGUCACCAACGGGCUAGACCUGAGCCCAGUGGAUGAGAAGGGGGGUGACAGAAGUGAGGAAAAAGUGGUGGUGACCAAGAAGAUAGAAAAAAUCACCAGUGAGGAGGGGGGAGAUGGUGCUACCAAAUACAUCACUAAAUCUGUAACCGUCACUCAAAAGGUCGAAGAGCAUGAAGAGACCUUUGAGGAGAAACUAGUGUCUACUAAGAAGGUAGAGAAGGUCACUUCACACGCCAUAGUAAAGGAAGUCACCCAGGGUGACUGAUAGUUGAGUUCACUGCAAAAGGUUAAGCCAUAUGACAAUUUUAAUAUGCAUGUGAUUGACAGCUUCAAAGCAGAGCGGGUUCUCCCAUGGGGGCUCCGGACAUUGUAUUUUACUUUGUGCAAUAUGAGGGAACUGCAUGCAAGCUCAGGGUGCUCCCUCCUCAGUCUUUGGGGGAUUCAAAUGCAUGAUAUUGUAUCUACCUGGGGAAUCAGCCAAUUUCCUAAGCUUUUGAAAGGGAGGCACUGGGGGGGAGGGGAAUGUCUUGAGGUGUAUUAUGCAAAGAACCAACUGAGCCAAAAAUAAUAAAAUGAAACACAGAACUCUCUUAGCCUUAAGAAAGCUAUAUAUGAAUAAUUAUGUUUACCUCACUGGUGCAUUUAAAAUGGACUUUUGUUCAUGGGAGAACCUCGUCGACAUGCAGUCUGCAACCUUUCGUUGAUUGAUGUUAAAUGUCACAGCAGUACUUGCUCAAUAAAGGUCAUAUUGGAAACAUA